Molecule: messenger RNA, 336 nt
Organism: Loa loa (African eye worm)
Lineage: Eukaryota; Metazoa; Nematoda; Chromadorea; Rhabditida; Onchocercidae
Exons: 2
Coding region: 1-336 (111 amino acids)
Source: RefSeq, a predicted model, not a curated record
AUGAGCGGAGAGGGAAGAGGUGCAGACCUGUGUAUUGUCAUAACAGUUCUCGAUAUCGAAGAUUUCUCACUUUGGGCAUCAACAAAAAUUGUGCGCGGAAUGAAUUGGGUGGAAAUUGCUACAGCAGGCUGUCGAGUAACAGGAACGAGUAAGAGUGGAAUAGCUUCGGAUAUAUUAGCUGUUGACGGUUUAGGUUCGAUCCGUCGCCCUAAUGUAGCCAUCGGUAAGAUCAUAAAUAAGCUCGAGAUCAAGCAAAUAAAUCUUCCAACUCCAACUUUAAUUUCUCGGAUAUGGGACCUGGAAAAGGAAAUUAAAAUAAAAACGGUAAUUGACUGA